AUGCAGCUUAAUCAAUGUUAUCACGUACAAGCUUAUAUAAAUGAGUACCAUAAAUCACGCUACGGUUCAUUAUAUCAUACAUCAAUCUUUCUAACGGCCAUUUUGCCCAUCUUACAUGAAGCUUCUCAUUUUGUCAACUGUAAAGAUCUAUGUUAUAACCUUCUCGUCGAUCUCAGAGAUUUCAUAACAGCAGGUGAAAAUGAAGACCUAGCAAAGAAGCUGCAAGUUAAUUGCGAAAAUAGAAUGUUUGAUGUAUUGGAUCAUAGUAUAAUUGUUAGAAGGUGUUCGGAUUUCUGCAAAAAAACUGCGCCAGUAAUUGCAGGGGAUAAAGAGCUCAAGGAGCAACUCAAAAGCACGGAUUGGAAGAAGACAGUCAGUGUUUACUGCAAGGAGUAUGCUUGCAAACCAUGCCCAAAACUCCCGCUUUACAUGUCCUUAAUGAAGAAUAAAACCUUUUGAAGAUCGCUAUGUCAGAGAUGAAUAUUGUACAUAACUUCUGUCAUGCCUG
Molecule: messenger RNA, 508 nt
Organism: Cylicocyclus nassatus
Lineage: Eukaryota; Metazoa; Nematoda; Chromadorea; Rhabditida; Strongylidae
Source: the annotation of a GenBank genome assembly